Molecule: messenger RNA, 1512 nt
Organism: Antechinus flavipes (yellow-footed antechinus)
Lineage: Eukaryota; Metazoa; Chordata; Mammalia; Dasyuromorphia; Dasyuridae
Gene: SMPD2
Product: sphingomyelin phosphodiesterase 2
Exons: 11
Coding region: 196-1485 (429 amino acids)
Cellular component (GO): cytoplasm
Molecular function (GO): sphingomyelin phosphodiesterase activity
Source: RefSeq, a predicted model, not a curated record
GGCCUGACCGCUGAUCAGUUUCCUCACCUAGCAGCGACCCGCACUUCUUCCCUCUGAGAGUGUAGGGAAGAAAGGAUUCGAUAGGCGGUUGCCUAGGCUUGGCAGGGUCCUUGCACGAAGCUUCCUUCCUAAGAAAGGUCCGGGAAGAUCAAGGCUGUGAAGGUCCUGGGAUCUGGGUACACUGUCCUGCCAACCAUGGAUUCCCACUCCGGCUCUUCCGUGCGCUUGAAGGUCUUCAACCUCAACUGCUGGGCUAUUCCCUACAAGAGCAAGCAUCGGCAGGUCAGGCUACAGUACCUGGGGGAUUUACUGAACCAGAAAAACUUUGACCUUGCCCUGUUGCAGGAGGUCUGGAGUGAACGGGAUUUUGAAUCACUGAGACAGAAACUCCUGCCCAACUACACUUGGGCCCACUAUUUCCGAAGUGGAUUCAUCGGUAGCGGCCUUUGUGUCUUCUCCAAACAUCCAAUCCAGGAAAUCUUCCAGCAUACCUACAGCCUUAAUGGCUAUCCCUACAAGAUACACCAUGGAGACUGGUUCUGUGGGAAAGCUGUUGGCAUGCUGGUGCUGGAGAUCUGUGGAAUAUUGGUCAAUGUCUAUGUGACUCAUCUCCACGCUGAGUACAAUCGAGAACAUGACUACUACCUUGCCCAUCGUGUGGCCCAGGCCUGGGAACUGGCUCAGUUCAUCCACCAUACUUCCAGAAAGGCCGAUGUGAUUCUGUUGUGUGGGGACCUCAACUCACACCCGGGAGAUAUAGGUUACCGUCUCAUAAGGGAGUGGAUUGGCCUGGAGGAUUCCUACCUUGAGACCCAAGACUUCCAGGGCUGUGAGGAGGGUAGCACCAUGGUGCCCAACAACUGCUUCGUCAACCCUCGUGAGAUGGAGCAUUUUCCCAGAGGAGUCCGCAUUGACUACAUCCUCUUCAAGGCUGUUUCUGGGUUCCGUAUCACUUGUGAAACCUUCACAACCACCACAGGCAGUGGUCCUGAUAACACUAGUGGCCGCAGCAUCCCCCUCUCUGAUCACGAGGCACUAAUGGCCACACUCUCUAUAAAGCCCGCUUCCUUUGAGCAGAGUCACAAUGCGGCGCGUGAUGCAGAAACGCAGGCAUCUUUGAUGGGCGUACUACACGAGGCAUGGACAGAGAUGGGGCUGGGCCUGGCCGCAGCCCGCCAGUGGGUUUACUCUACUGGUCACCUGUUCAGCCUGGGACUGCUGCUGCUAUUUCUGGGAGUGGGGUCUAUGUUGUUGGAAGAAAUCCCCUGGGUGGCUGAGGCCUUUUUCAUGAUCCUUGGAGCAAUAGUGCUUCUCGGGUCAGGUGGGCUGUACCUUACAUCUCUCCAUGAGAGUAAGGCCCUGUAUGAGGCUCAGGCUGAGAUAGAGCUGGCCAUGGAAAUGGCUAAAGAGAUUCAGCCUGAAGCUGUGGAAGUCAGCUCCACCUCUUCCCUUCUACGGACCUCCAUACAGUCAGAAUCAAAAUAAAACUUUAAUAAAGAGUUAUUAUCUGCA